Molecule: messenger RNA, 2731 nt
Organism: Juglans microcarpa x Juglans regia
Lineage: Eukaryota; Viridiplantae; Streptophyta; Magnoliopsida; Fagales; Juglandaceae
Product: dipeptidyl aminopeptidase BI
Biological process (GO): proteolysis
Molecular function (GO): serine-type endopeptidase activity
Source: RefSeq, a predicted model, not a curated record
AAUGGGCUUUGUGGUAGUGGACUCUUAAACCCUAAUAGGAUUAGGGGUUAAGGCAUUUCCCAAUUCCUAACCUGGAACUUAAAACCCAGCCAUGCGCCACCUCUUGACCCCACUCCGGUGCCGCCGGCUAUUCCUACUCCGGUCGGCCCGCUUCAAAGUUCCGACCGCACCGGCUCCACCGACGCCUCCCAAACCCCCGAGGAAACCCCAGAGCUUCACAUUCCACGACUCGACCUGGGAGGACCCGUACAGCUGGAUGUCGAGCCUGAGCGACAAGGUGGCCAUGCGUCACAUGGACGUGUAUAUGGAGCAGGAAGAGAAGUACAAAGAGGCAGUCAUGUCCGGGACCGAGCGCCUCCAGUCCAAGCUCCAGUCCGAGAUGGCUUCUCGCUUGGCCUUCGAACUCUCCACCCCUCCUCUCCGCUGGGGCCCUUGGUUAUACUAUCGGCGAAUAGAAGAAGGAAAACAGUAUCCAGUUCUAUGUCGGAGAUUGGCGAGCUUAAAUGAGGAAUUCAUUUCUCACAAAUCUCCAUCAGCUGGAUUUGAUUUUACCUCGGGGAAAAGAAUUGAGCAGAAGCUGCUUGAUUACAAUCUGGAAGCCGAGAGAUUUGGAGGUUAUGCUUAUGAAGAAUUAUCGGAAGUGUCUCCGGAUCAUCGAUUUCUUGCAUAUACUAUGUAUGAUAAGGACAAUGACUACUUCAAGUUGUCUGUAAGGAAUUUGAAUUCUGGUUCGUUAUGUAGUAAACCUCAAGCUGGACGUGUUUCGAAUUUGGCAUGGGCUAAGGAUGGGCAGGCAUUGCUCUAUGUCCUUACAGAUAACAAUAAGAGGCCAUACCGGAUAUACUGUAGCAUGAUUGGAUCAACUGAUGAAGAUGUGUUGCUUCUGGAAGAAUCAGAUGAUAAUGUUCAUGUAAACAUAAGACAUACAAAGGAUUUCCGAUUUGUGACUGUAAAUACAUUCUCUAUUACUUAUUCCAAGGUAUUUGUGAUAAAUGCAGCUGAUCCAUUGUCUGGCAUGACAUUAGUUUGGGAGUGUGAAGGUCUAUCCCACUGCAUAGUUGAGCAUCAUCAAGGGUGCCUUUAUUUAUUUACAGACGCUGCCAAACAGGGCCAAUCAGUUGAUUAUCAUUAUCUUCUUCGUAGUCCUGUUGAUGCUUCUUCCAGUCCAAGAAAGUGGGAGAACGUAUUUAGUGAUGACCAAGAUUUGAUCAUUGAAGAUGUUGAUUUCAGUGACACACACUUGGUUCUUAUUACAAGGGAAGGUCGAAAAUUCAGAAUUUGUUCAAUUAGUCUCCCUCUGCCUGUUAGGAAGGGAGCUGUGCAUCUCAAAGAACUUAACCCGUAUUCUCCUCUUCCUCAACAUGUUUCUCAAAUUUCACCUGGACCUAAUUAUGACUAUUAUUCAUCAACAAUGCGCUUUACAAUCUCAUCACCUGUGAUGCCGGAUGCAGUGGUCGAUUAUGACCUCUUAAACAGAAAGUGGAAUAUCAUUCAGCAGCAAAACUUUCUCCAUGAAAGAACACGAAUAUUGUAUGGAACAGCCUCUGCUGCAAGCAUUGUUGAAAGUGACUCAACUACCAAAAACUCCAACUACAAGAACAAAGACAUGGUUGAUGAUCAUCACAUGUGGAACGAACUCUCUGAGUUUUAUGCUUGUGAAUACUAUGAUGUCUCUUCUUUCGAUGGGGUUGUGGUUCCUUUAACUAUUGUUUACUCACGCAAAAACAAGAAAGAGAAUCAGUACCCUGGAUUACUUCAUGUACAUGGAGCUUAUGGUGAAUUACUAGACAAACGAUGGCGCAGUGAGUUGAAAAGCCUUCUUGAUCGUGGUUGGGUUGUUGCUUAUGCUGAUGUUAGGGGUGGAGGUGUUUGGGGUAAAAAGUGGCAUCAUGACGGCAGACGUACAAGGAAGCAGAAUUCUAUUCAAGAUUAUAUCUCCUGUGCGAAAUUCCUUAUUGAGAAAGGGAUUGUCCAAGAUAACAAGCUUGCUGGUUGGGGAUAUAGUGCUGGUGGACUUUUGGUUGCUUCAGCCAUAAAUUGUUGCCCAGAUUUAUUCCGUGCUGCAAUUUUGGAGGUCCCAUUUCUUGAUCCAACCAACACUCUUCUCUAUCCCAUUUUACCACUUACAGCUGUUGACUACGAAGAAUUUGGGUACCCUGGAGAUGUUGAUGAUUUUCAUGCCAUACAGAAAUAUUCUCCUUAUGAUAAUAUUCCGAAGGAUGCUCUUUAUCCGGCUGUUUUGGUUACCUCAUCUUUCAAUACACGAUUUGGGGUGUGGGAAGCUGCAAAAUGGGUAGCACGUGUCCGUGAACGUGCAAUCUAUGAUCCAAAACGUCCAAUACUGCUUAAUUUAACGACAGACAUAGUGGAGGAAAACAGGUACCUGCAGUGCAAGGAAUCAGCAUUAGAGACUGCAUUUCUUAUCAAGGUAAUGGAAUCUUAGAUUUCCUACCACCAAAUCUGUUGAUAUUGGCAAGCCAUAAAUGCUACCAAUGGGGAAGAAACAUCUCUUCAGGAAUCAAAUUUUCAAAUCCCAACUGUCCAUUAGUUAGUAAACCAGGAUCCAGAGCAUGUGUUGUUUAUUGAAUAUUCAUUUUUGUUGCUGUAGUGCCAUGUAAACUGUAAAGCCCACUUUUUUUAGGGGUGUGGAGGAUCUGGCCUAACUUGAUGGUUCAGUUUGCUUGAACUUCGAUUAUGGUCCAGACAAAAAGGUUGGUUUUCUAUAGUAGGU